Molecule: messenger RNA, 2605 nt
Organism: Gadus morhua (Atlantic cod)
Lineage: Eukaryota; Metazoa; Chordata; Actinopteri; Gadiformes; Gadidae
Gene: pxylp1
Product: 2-phosphoxylose phosphatase 1
Exons: 6
Coding region: 323-1867 (514 amino acids)
Biological process (GO): glycosaminoglycan biosynthetic process; chondroitin sulfate proteoglycan biosynthetic process; dephosphorylation
Cellular component (GO): Golgi apparatus
Molecular function (GO): phosphatase activity
Source: RefSeq, a predicted model, not a curated record
CUACACUACAACAUCAGGUCAGUGUGCAGCGAUCCCCCCGUUCUUUAUUGUUUUGCUUUUUAUGCUUCAGGAUGAUUUGGGAUAGGCAGGAAGGUAUUGGAGAUAGAGGGGAUGACAUGUAGCAAAGGACCACGGGCAGGAAUCGAACCCGGGUCGCUGCAAUCAGGACUGAUCCUUCAUACGCGCUCUAUCCGGUGAGCCAUUCCUGUGGUUCUGAACGUUCGUCUGGACGUUCACCCCUUGGCGUGCCGCGGUCAUUGUAAUGGGUCUCGGCUGUAGGGAUGGUGUGUGAGGUAAGGACGUGGACGAAUCAGGUGACAGGAUGCUAGCUCGGAACCGCUUCAUUCUGCUGGUGUUGGUGGGGGCGGUGCUGGCUAUCGUCAGCCUCAGCCUCCAGUUCUUGAACCUGAUGCCCACCACUCCCCUGGAGAAGGAGCAGGUCCCGGGGGGGGCGGCGGGGACCGGCCUGGGGAAGAGCAGGAAGAGGGUCAUCCCUGUGCCCCACACCAAAGCCCCAGAGCUGGACCCCAUCGCCGAGGCCUAUGGCUACUGCAACACCCCCAACCGCACGGAGCAGGCCUGGGAGGGUCACAGUCCCGCGGACUACACCCUGCUCUCCGUUCAGGUCAUGAUUCGCCAUGGCGACCGCUACCCCCUCUACUCCAUCCCCAAGACCAAGCGUCCGACCAUCGACUGCACGCUGUCCCCCAACAGGAAGCCUUCCCACCCCCAGCUGAGCGCCUUCAUCAGCCACAUGGCCAACGGGGACCGCGGCCACUGGGAGUCCACCCUGGGCUCCGUGCCCCGCCUGCCCAACCACAGCGCCUGUGAGAUGGGAGAGCUCACGCAGACAGGCGUGGUGCAGCACCUGCGCAACGGCCAGCUCCUCCUCCAGGCCUACAAGCGCCACAGCCUCCUCCCCUCGGGCUGGUCGCCACGGCAACUCUGGGUGGAGACCACGGGCAAGAGCCGCACGCUGCAGAGCGGCCUGGCCUUCCUCUUCGGCUUCCUGCCCGACUUUGACUGGCCCAAGGUGACGGUGCGCCACCAGUGGAGCACGCUGUUCUGCGGCGCCGCCUGCGACUGCCCCGCCCGCAACCGCUACCUGGAGGAGGAGCAGCGGCGGCAGUACCGCCUGCGCGUGGGCGACGCCCAGCUGGAGAGCACCUACGCCGAGAUGGCGCGCGCCCUUGGCCUGCCCAACCGCCAGCUGCGAGCCGCCAACCCCAUAGACUCCCUGCUGUGCCAUCUGUGCCACGGCCUGCCGUUCCCCUGCCUGCAGACGGCGCCCGGCGGGGGCGGCGCCAAGGCCUGCCUGACCAUGGAGCAGUUCUCGGUCAUCCGGCGCCAGCAGCUGGACGACGAGGCGGACAAGCGGCAGGUGGGGCUGUACCGCAAGUACGCCGUCCUGGCAAUGCACCCCUACCUGAACCGCACGGCGGCCCGCAUGGAGCGGGCGGCGCGGGCCAAGCCGGGCACGGCGGCUGCGGAGGUGGCGCUGGCGCUGGCGGCGGCGCACGAUGUCACGGUGGCGCCGCUGCUGAGCGCGCUGGGCCUGGAGGAGGCCCGCUUCCCCCGCUUCGCCGCCAGGGUGGUGUUUGAGCUGUGGAGGAGCCCCCCCGCGGCGGGGGGCAAGCCGCCGGCGAAGGGCAAGGGCAAGGGCACGCCCGGCGGCGAGGCGUUCGUCCGGCUGCUGUACGACGGCGAGGACGUGACCUUCCACACGGCGUUCUGCCGCGGCCACAAGCGCCACGGAGCCCGGCCCCUGUGUCCCCUGAAGAACUUCCUGUCGUACGUGAGGAGGGACAUGUUGGCCCUGCUGAACGCCUCGUCCUACCAGGAGGCCUGCUACAAGCGGCCUGGCUGAGGGGUGGUCCCACGGACCCCCGGAGCGUGGGCAUUACAGAGACGACACAUCGUCCAGGGCUUUGGUUUCCUUCUUUUUAUUUUGUUUCAUUUCCACUUCUUUUUAUAAUGGUGCUUUUGUGCUGUUGAUAGUGUCUUAAAGAGUAGCUAAGCGCAGUAUCCACAAACCUCAGGAGGACCAAACGAAACCGGUGGCCGGGUGCUCGCUCUCAAUGCCCCUGGGCAGGAAGAGGAGUCAUCACCUGGAGAGGGACGGAACAAUAGCCAGCGAUGGCCAGAGAUGGCGCUGUAGAUAAGCUUUGAUGGGAAUGUUUGGUUCCUGUUAGAAAAUGUUUUUUUAUGUCCCUUUACAUUCCUUUAGUUUAUACACAUUCUUCCUUAAGGACGGAGGGCUCUGUUCCUUGAGUUUGACCUCUGCCCUAUUCAGAUCAAGUUGACAGCAAUGUCUUUAAGAAACCAACAAUUGUAAACCUUUGUACACCGCUUUUUCUAAAUAUUGUCUUUUCAGAACAUGUUUGUACGCUAAAUGCAAUUGGUCGGAAAUACAACAGCACAUGGCCACUUUAAAUCUCUACCUUUUCUAUAAGAGCAUAGGGUGUUGAAAUGUCGUUGCUUGAUGCUAACAUUAACUGCCUGUUUGAGAAGGGAGAAAGACCGGGGAAAUAAACCUCACAAUGCUGGAUUAGUAAUUCCUGUUUAAUGUGUAGUCAGUAUUAAACAUGUAGAGUUUAAGGGAAAA